This is a messenger RNA of Penicillium maclennaniae, 450 nucleotides long. Its product is annotated as cupin domain-containing protein. Bases 1 to 450 code for a protein of 149 amino acids. The transcript has 2 exons. Gene Ontology annotation, cellular component: intracellular anatomical structure. Lineage: Eukaryota; Fungi; Ascomycota; Eurotiomycetes; Eurotiales; Aspergillaceae. The record is from RefSeq and is a predicted model, not a curated record.
AUGUCACAAUUCCAGUCUGCACAGGAGAUCAUUGAGGCUUUGAACCUAUCUCCACAUCCAGAAAAGGGCUACUACAUCGAGACCUUCCGCGACGAGGACUCAACAAACGGCCGUCCCCACAGCACCUGCAUUUACUAUCUUCUUGAGGGCAAAGCUGGCCUGUCAACAUGGCACCGUGUUCUUGAUGCCGCCGAGACAUGGCAUUACUACGCUGGUGCCCCUAUGCAACUUUCAUUAUCCUGGAAUGAUGGAAAACCCACUCGAGACGUUAUACUGGGGCUUGAUUUUGCGAAAGGCCAGCGUCCGCAAGCUAUCGUGAAACGCGGAGAAUGGCAGCAUGCAAGGAGCUUGGGUGAUUGGACACUCGUCGGUUGUACGGUGGCACCGGCUUUCCUUUUUGAGUCAUUUGAGAUGGCUGAGGCGGGAUGGGAGCCCCAGGUGGCUCUGUAA